UCUGCAAUUGCAAAUUGCUGCAAAGAUGAAGUUGCUGUUGGCUGCUCUGUCUCUCUUCUUGAUCACUGCCGUCUACGGACACUCUGCAAGCGAAUGGAAAAGCAGGGUCAUAUAUCAAUUGCUCACUGACCGUUUUGCUAAAGACACUGAUGAUAGCAAUGCCUGCAGUGAUUUGAGCACAUACUGUGGCGGGACAUUUAAAGGGAUCAUCCAGAAACUGGACUACAUACAAGGACUAGGAGCCAAUGCAAUAUGGAUAUCACCCAUACCGCUCCAGACAGAUGGUGGAUAUCACGGAUACUGGCAGCAGGACAUCACUCAAAUUAAUCCUAACUUUGGUACAGAGCAAGAUCUUAAGGACCUGGUUAAUGCUUGUCACAGCAAAGACAUUUGGGUCAUGCUUGAUGUUGUUGCUAAUCAUGUUGGUAAUCAGAACUACAACGAUUGGUCAAAUUUUGCAAAGUUUGUUCCAUUCAACGACCAGUCACAUUAUCACAGUUACUGUCUCAUAACGGACUUUACCAAUCAACAGCAGGUUGAGGUUUGCCGUUUAGCAAAUUUGCCCGACUUGGAUCAAAGUAACAGUUUUGUUCGUUCAACUCUUAAGAAUUGGGUACAGAGCACUAUUCAGAAGUAUGGAUUUGAUGGUAUCAGAAUUGACACUACACCUGAGGUUCCAAAAGAUUUUUGGAGUGAAUAUUCUGGCUCAGCUGGUGUUUUUAGCAUUGGUGAGGUGUUCAAUGGAGACCCUAACUAUGUGUCACAGUACCAAGGACCACUUAACUCAGUUUUGAGCUAUCCAAUGUACUAUAAGCUAUCCAAUGCCUUUCAACAGAAGCAGACAAUGAGAAACAUUCAUGAUGGAGUGCAAGCUAAUCAGAAGUUCAGUGAUUCAAGUGUUCUUGGUGGAUUUCUGGAUAAUCACGACAAUCCUAGAUUCCUAAGCCAAAACUCUGAUUGGAAUACACUACAGAAUGCAUUGGCAUAUAACAUAUUUGCUGAAUCUAUUCCAAUAAUCUAUUAUGGUACUGAACAAGGUUUCAAUGGUCCCAAGGAUCCCAACAACAGAGAAUCACUGUGGCCGCAUUACAACACAGACCAUCCCCUGUAUAAAGCAAUAUCGAUAAUGGCAAAGUUCCGUAAUAGCCUAGGCUCUCAGCUCUACAAUGCUCAGCAGAUUGAGAGAUACGUUGAUGACCAGUUCUUUGCUUUCUCUCGUGGUAAUGUACUGGUUGCUACCACUAAUCUUGGUAGUGGCCAGUCAUUUACUCGUACUAUUACAUACCAUCCUUACUCUGACGGAACCAAAUUAGUAAAUCAAUUGGAUACAUCAGAUACAGUGGUUGUCAAUAACGGACAAUUCCAAGUUAACAUCAAUAAUGGCCUACCAAAGAUUUAUUAUCCUCAAUCCACUGAAGAUGUUCCCUUGGAGGAAGCAGUAGUUUCAGGCCAUGAUGAAGAGAACAAGACCCAUUAUACUAUCGGUCUAGUAACUGGGUUUGCAAGUCUCAUUGUUGUUAUUGUCAUUGUUACUCUCAGUGCAGCUGCUGGUGUUUGGUACUACAGGAGAAGGAAGAAUCAUCGCCAAUACAAUGCUAUUAACUCUGAUUGAAAAUGAAUUCUUGAGUGUGUGUUUAUACAAAACUGAUGAGGUAAUUUAUAAGUUUUUGUAAAAAAAUUUUUUUAUGCUGUACAAAAAAGUGAAAAA
This is a messenger RNA of Amphimedon queenslandica, 1708 nucleotides long. RefSeq names its product alpha-amylase-like. Gene Ontology annotation, molecular function: alpha-amylase activity; calcium ion binding. Lineage: Eukaryota; Metazoa; Porifera; Demospongiae; Haplosclerida; Niphatidae. The transcript has 9 exons. The record is from RefSeq and is a predicted model, not a curated record. Gene Ontology annotation, biological process: carbohydrate catabolic process. The coding region runs from base 26 to 1612 and encodes 528 amino acids.